AUGAUCAUGGUCUUUAUGAACUUUCUACUUACACUGGCAAGUGCCACUGCCGUAUCAAGUCACGCAGUGGAUAUCCUCCAAUUGGAGACCACAAUCGGAUCUGUUUAUGGUAUAAUUAACAGCUCAACCCCGCACGUCGCUCAAUACCUCGGCAUACCAUUUGCAGAACCUUCACUUGGUGACGUGAGAUUCAAACCGCCUCAGCAAAAAUCUCGUGGGCAGGCGAUCUUCGCCAACAAAACCGGUCCUUCAUGUCCACAGCACCUUCUGAACAAACAGAAUGCUCCAUCUGUCUAUACAUAUGACGCGCCUUGUUUACAACCGUAUGGUGCUAUCGACGAAGACUGUCUCACACUGAAUGUGUGGACUCCACUGAAGAAGAGCAAGGAGCCACUCCCGGUGCUGAUUUGGGUCUUCGGUGGAGGUUUCUAUGAAGGAGGCUUGUUGACUAAUGGCUUUGAUUCGAGUAAUUGGAUUCAACGCACAGAGUCUCAUACAGUUGUUGCAUUGAACUAUCGCAAUAACAUCUUCGCGAUUGGCGUCGAAUGGGUCCGAGAUAACAUCGCAGCUUUCGGUGGUGAUACCUUGCGCAUGGUGAUGUGGGGACAAAGCUCCGGAGCCGCAAGCUGCGAUUUCUAUAACUAUGCAUACCCCGAUGAUCCUAUUGUUUCCGGAUUCAUUCUUCAUCCGGGUAACGCCUUGGAUACUGGAGUGAACAAUGAUCUAACACAUACCAACUUCACUUUCAUUGCAGAGUACUUUGGGCGUGUGGAUCUCUCCAGAUGUCUGCAGAAAGUCCACUGGAAAAACAUAAUCGAUCUUUAUGAAAGCUACAAUCUAAAUCAUAGCACCGGACAGCUCAAGUGGACUACUGUCAUUGACAAUAUCGCCAAGUUUGAGAAUCAUACGAAACGAACUCUAGCUGGAAAGUACAGUGCCAACGCAAAUGAAGAAGCUUCCCUCAUAACAUGGCCCGGUCCCGCUGGUCCUAACAUGACCUACAUACACAUAGAGUCACUAUCAGUGCAUAUCUGUCCAGCAGUUCACCAUACCAGUCUAAGCUAUCAAGGAGAGUCUUUGACACUCUUCUACUCCAACGAAGCAAACUUCAGCAAUAUCUCCCCUCGAUCCUGGGAAGGCGCCUACCACACUUCUGAACUCCCAUUACUAUUUGGAACUUGGGAGGAUUACGGGGGCCCGGGAACAAGCUUUGAAGCUGCUGUAUCGGCGCACUGGCAGGAUCUAUACCUUGAAUUCAUGAAGGAUCCUGUUCAUGGGUUACCGAGGUAUGGAUGGCCUGCGUAUAGUCCUAAUGGCUCAGCGACAUUGAUGGGAGAAAAAGGGAGAGUGCUUCAGCUUAUGAAUAUUACCGUUCUUCAAGAUGGAUGUGCUGGGAUUCCAGAGACAUAUGACUAA
Molecule: messenger RNA, 1416 nt
Organism: Penicillium malachiteum
Lineage: Eukaryota; Fungi; Ascomycota; Eurotiomycetes; Eurotiales; Aspergillaceae
Product: chlorogenic acid esterase precursor
Exons: 5
Coding region: 1-1416 (471 amino acids)
Source: RefSeq, a predicted model, not a curated record